This is a messenger RNA of Amoebophrya sp. A120, 2365 nucleotides long. NCBI's taxonomy places the organism in Eukaryota, Dinophyceae, Syndiniales, Amoebophryaceae. The record is from the annotation of a GenBank genome assembly.
UGAAGAACAAGCACCGAUCCUGUCACCUUUCCCCGCAUUUAUUAACGUCGAAGUUGAUGAUGCAGAAAUUGUAGCUGAAUUUUGAGAUUUGAUCACUUACCUAUAUGCCCCUAUGGCAGCACAGCCCGCACCCCUUCGUUCUUACGCUUACUUGCGCUUGCCUCACUUGUGACACAAGAAGUUCAAAGUUAGGAACCAUGGGUCGCAACACAACCAGCCACGCGACCGCCACGCCCUCCUCCUCCUCCUCCACCUCCGGCCGGCCCCUGGAUCCGAGCAAAUUUGAAUUCUUCGAGAAGGAAAUCCUCACACCAGAGUUUUGGCAGAGCACGUGGGAGAAAAAGCACCGGCACUGGAGGGAUGUCCAGGACAACUUUUUCCCCGAGCACUUUUCUGUGGACCGGUUCGUUAACCGGAUGCUGGGGCCGGACUGCCGUGUCUUUGUCCACGAAAAAUCGUGCGAACAUGAUAGUCUUCGAGCAGGCAACAACAAUAUCAAGACGCAGAAGCAGCGAGAGAUAGACUCGAUCGGGGAUGACCCGGUGCGGGGGUACCUGGCUGGUGGGUCGCUCGUGUACAACCAGGCGGACAGACUAGACGAGUCUCUACUGAAGUUUUGUCAGCACUUGGCGAAGAAGUUCUUCCAUCACGUGUUAUCAAAUGCAAAAAUGUCUGGGUCUGGAAGGAUGCAACUUGUGCUGCAGCAUUUGGACUCCAAAAAAAACUGUAUUGCAGCAGCAGCAAAGGGAGUGUAAUUUUUGCUACGCGGAGAGGGCAUUUGAUGUCAUGCGGAAUUGGCAUCCAGAAGCACUCAAAGAAUCUGUGAUGCUAGGGCAUGCAUCACAGACAUCAUGGCUCAUGCAAAACGGGAAUGACAGGUCUCACAAUCUUCCAGACCCAGACACUUUUGCAAUUGAUACGUGUUCUGCGUGUACUACUUGACCCCACCCGGUUCGCAGGCCGUCCGCCCACACAGCGACGACCAGGAUGUUUUCAUUCUCCAGGUCUGGGGGAAGAAGAAAUGGCAUCUGUACCAGGCAGACCCGCUGUUAAUUUACACGGAGGAAAUGCUCGGGAAGAAGAAGCCAGUGCCGGAAAAAUGCCUGGGAGAGGACAGGUAUUGUAAGGAAUAAAAGUUGUCAACAUAUACAGAUAUAGUCGUACGGUACAUAGUUGCAUGAAGGCUGCAUGUAGUUGCGCGGCCUGAGUACCACACACCCUAGGUGCAAGAAGUAGGUGCAACUUUCUGUGAUGGAGGGGAUGCUCCAAUUCAAGUUAGUAAGCAUUUGCUUUCUUCACGACAGGUACGUAGGCGAAGUGACCAUGGAGGCCGGGGAUAUUCUCUACAUGCCACGCGGCCUGCUUCACGAAGCCGAGAACUCCGAGGGUGCUCUGAACGGGUCGCUGCACUUUACCAUCACCGUGCCAUCCUGCGACUACUGUUGGGGUGCCUUGCUCUGUCACUACCUCGAGGCCGCCCAGGGUCCGAAAAUGGUCAGCAAUUUGCGGUUGCCAGUGCCUGAAGGUCCUCGCGGAACCAACAGUGCGGCCAGAGAGGACCUCUCGGUGUCGGAUCUUCAGGGGACAGGAGUGGGAGGACCACCCUCCUGCUCGUCCACAGCCAAAUCCAAUUCCCAAGCCACAGAGAUUGCAGCCUUGCUAGAAGCGCUGAAGAGCAAGUACAAACUGAAGCACGUCAUUAGCGCGUACGAAGAGAAAAUGCGGAAGAUCAAUGACAAGCAAGCCGGCGGCCUACGGAUCCCCGGGGACGGGGCCAAGCACGGCGAGGUAGAAGAUGGCGAGGGGACGAUGAACAAGCUGAAAGCCGAAGAGGAGACGGAUGAAGGACCAGCUGGCUCCUCUACUUCUAGAGGUGGAACUACAAACCCCAACAACAAGUCCGGCGGAACAAGCUCAGCGAGUUCUGGAGCGACACACGGCAGGUCGACUUUAGCGCAGAAAGCAAAAUCCUCGGCUAAGCCGAUCAAGCAGCCAGAGCUGCAGAAAUUUUCUAGUCGCUGGGUGCGGUUUCCGGCGAACAUCCGGUAUAAUCGACCUGCGAGGGACCGGGUGUACUUCCAGAAAGUCGGCCACGACCAGUCCUUGAGUAUGCAAGUCGACCCGGCGGCAGGAAAUUUGCUGGACCAAGUGAACAACGCGGUCCACGUUCGAGGGGUUAAAGUGGGAACGAUGAAGCAUCGCAAUGAGGACGCGUUUGAGAUCUACUGCAUCUUGCAGGUGUUCAUCAAGAAAAUGUGUUUGGAACUCGUGCCACUACUAGAACAGACAAAUUUGAAGAAAGGAGAAGAGGCGGAUUGAAAGUUAAUACUGCGAUGGUGCGACUGCCCUUCGUGAGUUGAUAGAU